Messenger RNA from Mangifera indica (mango), 1041 nucleotides. Its product is annotated as zinc transporter ZTP29-like. The transcript is spliced from 10 exons. Lineage: Eukaryota; Viridiplantae; Streptophyta; Magnoliopsida; Sapindales; Anacardiaceae. Bases 1 to 756 code for a protein of 251 amino acids. Gene Ontology annotation, molecular function: zinc ion transmembrane transporter activity. Gene Ontology annotation, cellular component: membrane. The record is from RefSeq and is a predicted model, not a curated record. Gene Ontology annotation, biological process: zinc ion transmembrane transport.
AUGUCUCACAUGCAGGGUUUUGCUGCAGGUCUUAUGCUGAGCAUAUCAUUUCUAGAUUUAGCUCAUAAUGCCAUAAACUCAAUUGGCUUUUUAAAAGGCAACCUUUGGUUUUUUGCCGGUGUUAUAUUCUUUGCUGUUCUUGCCAAUUUCAUCCCAGAACCAUCACUUGCUUCAGCUUCUGAUCUGAAAAGUAACAAGGCUAUGAAAUUUUAUUCUCCCAAUAAACAGAAAAAUGGGGAUGUCGGGGGCAAGGAUAUUAUGAAAAAGCACCGCCGCCAAGUUCUAUUUAGUGGAAUCAUUACUGCUAUUGGCAUAAGCUUGCACAAUUUUCCAGAGGGAAUGGCUGUGUUUCUUGGAUCAAUAAAGGGUCUUCAUGUUGGUCUUAAUUUGGCAUUGGCCAUUGCUCUGCACAAUAUCCCUGAGGGUGUUGCUGUUGCUCUUCCUGUUUACUUUGCAACACAAGGUGAGAAUUGGCAGGCAUUCAAAUUGGCAACACUUUCAGGUUUUGCUGAGCCUCUUGGGGUUGUAAUUGUAGCCUACCUAUUCCCAAGCAGCUUGAGUCCUGAAAUUCUUGAGGGCUUGCUAGGAUCAGUUGGUGGAGUAAUGGCUUUUCUAACCUUGCAUGAAAUGCUGCCAUUGGCGUUUGAUAAUGCUGGCCAGAAGCAAGCUGUCAAAGCUGUGUUCUUUGGGAUGGCAUUCAUGUCUGCAAGCUUAUAUUUUCUUGAAAUCAGCCUACCGAAAGAUACGAGCUUGUAGUUGUUGCAUAUGAUGUUGUACAUUCCAGAGCCUCCAUGGUGAGUCCUCAGAAAUUUCAGCGUUACUUGCUAGUAUCAAGGUCCUGUAUUAAUGUUCAGCUUUAUUAGAUUGAUACAUCAAACUUAGCUGAAAGGCAGAGGUAUAGCUUUCUUAGAAGGAUGUUGGUUCUUAUCCAUGAAUGUGCUUUUUUGAAAUGUAACUUAGUAGGAAAGAACAACACAAAAACUGAGAAAUUACAUAUUCCAAUAAACUUCUUGUCAAUUUGGUCAAGCAUUCUCAGUUGAA